AUGGCCGACGGUGUCAUCAAGUCGAGCGGCCCUCGUCCGGCCUGCGACCGCUGUCGCGGCCAGAAGCUGCGAUGUGUCUGGGAGAUCAGCUCGCAGCAAUGUCGCCGCUGUGCCCGGGCUAAGGCCGUCUGCACCAUCCCAAGAGCGCGUCCGAUGGGUCGUCCGCCGCGUCAGUGUCGUGACAAUUCGAGCUACUUUGGAUGCGAGGACGGGCACCCGCAGUCGCUGGAGGAGGACCCCAUCCUGGGCAUGCAGUCGUCUGACGAGUCCAUGCCUCUGGACGGGGAGAGUGGACCGCCGCGGGCGAUGGGCAACGCCCUGACGGGGGAACCGCUCUGGGGGCUGGCACCAUCUAUCGAGGGGCACAAGACGGCGGGACUGCCCUCCCCAGAUCCGUUGGAGUUUCUCAAUUACUUUGCUGAACCCACUAUGGGGGGCAUCUUUUCCAUGGGCCUGGAGCCCGGCAGUGGCGGAUUGCACAGCACCCCCACCACCACUGCGCCGAUCGCGACCUUCAACACUCCCAAUCGGUCCGACCCGGGCUUGUUCAUGGCCCCGACGCUCGGCCCCGAUGUCGUGGCGGAUGGCCACCAGCGCCCCGAGGACCAUAACAAGGCGCACCAGCACGACCGGAAAGAUGAUUACGUGCAAUGCCUGACCCAGCUCUGCCAGCUCAAUGUGGCCUUGUAUCAGCACCCGCUAUAUGCCAAUCCGGGCCUGGGAAAUGCAUUCCAUGCGCAGAUGAUGCGAACGCCAGCGUCCAGCGGACACAGUUCCCCGACCAGCCCGUGUCUGUCGGAUCUGAAAAUGGGCCGGCUCCUCUCCAUGACCGUGCAGCUGAGGAACCUGGUCGCCGGGAUUGCCUCGGUGGAUGGCGGGAAAUCGCUGGACGAGGCUCCCCAUGGCGCCGACCACGUCUCCCCCGACCGAUCCACGGCCCUCAUAGUGCUGAGCUGCUACUCCCGGCUCGACGUCAUCUACACCCGCGCCGUGGACAUCUUGCGAGACGUGCAACGCCGCGGGGUUCCUUUAAGGCCGUCAGAUUGUCUGAUGCCCUCUCUGGCGAUUGACGGGUUUUCGCUGGCAUCCUGCCAUGGGAUCCAGCUGACGUUUAUCAUCCAAUUGUGUGAACAGACACUAGACAGCAUCCGCGAGUGCAUGAGAAAAUGUGGCGAAAGCCAAGAUAGAUAG
Messenger RNA from Aspergillus affinis, 1191 nucleotides. RefSeq names its product Zn(II)2Cys6 transcription factor domain-containing protein. The record is from RefSeq and is a predicted model, not a curated record. Gene Ontology annotation, molecular function: DNA-binding transcription factor activity, RNA polymerase II-specific; zinc ion binding. Gene Ontology annotation, biological process: regulation of DNA-templated transcription. The coding region runs from base 1 to 1191 and encodes 396 amino acids. NCBI's taxonomy places the organism in Eukaryota, Fungi, Ascomycota, Eurotiomycetes, Eurotiales, Aspergillaceae. The transcript is spliced from 2 exons.